AUGGUUGACAAAAAUUGGUCAUUGUUGUUACUGUUGGUGUUGAAAUGGACUGAGGAGGAAAAGGCCGAAAAAUGGGCAUUCUUAUUGGAGGACUCGAAGCACGUGGUGAAAACCGAUGCAGGGGAGAUGAGGCUGGUGAGGGGCUAUGCAAGCAAAUUCGCAAAGAGCCCAAUACACAUUGGGUUCAUUAGAAUGGAGCCUAAAAGUAAAGCAAAAAUUGGGCACAUAAACAAAGGUGAGCUUGUGGAAAGGAAGUUGAAGAAGGUAUUAAAGAAUUUUCUUACACUUGUUUUACAUGUGACGUGUAAAUAUUGGCAGUCGUUCUUCAUUGCUGGAGGAACAUAUCCAGCAUCAGUUCUUUCAGGAUUUGAUCACGCGACUUUGUCAGCCGCAUUCAAUGUCUCAGAAGCAGAACUAGGCAAGAUGUUUACAAGGCAAAAUCACGGCCCGAUCAUAUACUUAUCAAGCUCCCGUCACCCUAGCGUAUGGUCUAAAUUCCUUGAAAUGAACCAACAUGAUAAGCUAGCGCACAUGAAGAGAUACUUCAGAGUGAUUGUGAGAACAGACAGCUUUAUAAAUGUGUGGUCUGACCCUUGGAUCCCAAAUUUUGCUUCUGGUAUACCUGGAAAAACUGAUGUGGGGUUUAAUACUGUGAAAUGGCCCGACUUCAAGAACGAUUACGGGUGGAGCAUGGCGAUUUUGUUCUUCGGGUUAACCACCUCAGCCCACGACAACAAGCCCCAGUUCUUGGUGGGGAAAAACUCACUCCUCCGUGCGAUGAGAGAUCCUGAGUUGGAGGCUGCGUUGGACAUGAGCAAGGAUGGGUUGAAAAAGAUCAUCAAUGCUCAACGAGAAUCUGUUAUUUUGUCGGCUUUCAAGAGUAUAGACAAAGAGUUGGUC
Striga asiatica is the source of this 900-nucleotide messenger RNA. Lineage: Eukaryota; Viridiplantae; Streptophyta; Magnoliopsida; Lamiales; Orobanchaceae. The record is from the annotation of a GenBank genome assembly.